CUUUACCACCUGUUAGACCGCGGCCCAGUUUCGAACGAACGCGCAGUAUUUUUCGCGGCACUUCCCCGUCAAGAAGUCACCAAAAAGACGUCCUUUAGACCUAUUAGAUAGUUAACGUAACGCUGCACAGUGCGAAUUUGAGUUGUAGACCGUAUUCCUAGACGAAAAGACUGCAAGAGGACGGUUCGAAACUGGGCAAGUUGUUCGGCGCUGAGAGAAACACCCCACCAUGGAGGCACUGGAGUCAGAGCUGACCUGCCCGAUGUGCCUGGACCUGUUCGAGUCGCCUCUGCAGCUGCCCUGUCUGCACAACCUGUGCAGGAAGUGCGUCCGAGACCUGGAUUCCUACUCCAAGAAGGCAGACGGGGCGGCGGGUACGGCACGGGGAGGCGCGGUGGCGAGGAAGAGAGGACCCCCCGCGGGGCAGCAGAAGGAUGAGCCCAAACUCACCUGCCCUACCUGCAGGCGGGAGGUGCCACUGGACGAGAGGGGAGUUGACGGCCUGAGCAGGAACAUGGUUCUGCAGAACAUCGUGGACAGGUUCAGGGACGCCAGGGACAAGGAGAAACCCGACACCGCACCGCCAUGUCAGCUGUGUGAAGGCGACCCCCGGCCGGCUGUGAAGGUGUGUGUGAACUGUGACGGUCUGGCGUACUGUGAGGACUGCCUGCUGACCUUUCACCCCGCCCGCGGACCCCUAGCCAGGCACACGCUGGUCGCUCCCGGGCAGCAGCCCAGCAAGGCUGAACCUAAGGUCGUCAUGUGCACGGACCAUGCGGACGAGAAGGUGAAUCUGUACUGUAAGGUGGAAGAGGCUCCGGUGUGCGCGCUCUGUAAGCUGGUGGGGAAACACCAAGGCCAUGAGGUAGCCGCGCUGUCGGAUGCCUACAAGGAGAAGAAGGAUGUUCUGAUGGAGGAAGUCUCCGCCUUGAAGAACAGAAACGAGGAAAUCAGCCAGUUUGUGGCGGGGAUGCGGGAAACCUGCGCCAAAGUUCAGGAACAGAACAAGACGUGGCAGGUCAAGCUUGUGCAGGGGAUCUCACGACUUGAAAAGAUCCUCAAGGAGAGGAAGAAGUUCCUUGCGAAGGCAAUUUCUGAGGAAGAAGAGGAGAAGCUGAAGCUGUUGCGAGAGGAGAUAUCUAAGAAGGAGGAGCAUCUCCAGAAGUCUCAGGCAGUCGUGGCGUACGUGGAGGAAGUUCUGAAGGAGAAAGACCAGUCCUGCUUUCUUCAGGCAGUGAAAUCUACCCGAGAGAGAGUUGAGAAGAGUCAUGACAAAGACUCCCUGGCCGUUCCUGUCGGCUGGAUGUUCAAAGGCUUCGACUUCAGCAGGGAGGUAGAGGCCUUAAAGGCCAUGGAUCUGACUGAACUUACCACAUCUUGGCACGAAUGUGUGCAACAGGUGUGGGCUUCAUCUGAAUUCGUGGAGUUCAAACAGCAGUACAACCAAUAUAAUUAUCGACAAGAACGAGUACCUGUGUAUUACAACACCGACAACCUGAUCGACAACCGGGCCAACACGUACUGGCACAGCAACAGCGGUCAGGCGCAGCACUGGUUGCGACUGCAGCUGCAGCCUGGGGUCCAGGCUAGGACCCUCAAGCUCUCCCUCGUCCCAAAGCCACCUGGCAAGUGGACGGAGAACCACAGGCCGGAGAAAGUCACCCUCCUGGCCGGGAACGACUUUAACAACAUGGCCGCUCUGGAGACCGUUCACGUCGGCAAGGAACAGUCGGAAAUCACCCUCAACGUGGAUACAGAAAAGUCGUUUCUGCAGCUGACGUUUGAAAUGAAGACUCCGUCAGAAUGUAUCGUCAGUCAACUCAGCAUCGUCGCCUCCAAGCCCAAGCCGAAGGAAGGCUAGAAAUUCUACUAGCACAGCUAAGUGUGUAAAGAACUGGUCAGGCAAGAUCAGGGGAAGAAAUGUAAUGAAACAUGAUGGAGAAAUUUUGGUGAUGAGCUACACUGUAUCAGUGUCUUCUUUGAGGACACAUAUUGUGCAUUUUGUCUUGUCGUGUUUCUUAAAAGUUUUGAAUCUGACCAUAAGCUUCUGCGGCGGCUGCCAGAUGUAUGAAGUCAGGACCAGAAUCAAAAGUAGAUAUAAUCUGGCACGAUUGCCAUCGGGAUGUAGAAUGUACAAGCAGAUCAUUAUAAGCUAAUAUACGUCAACGAGUGACUGUAUAUUUUAUGUUACACAAUGUCUGUUGUGUGUAGACAGGGUGAUUUGACUCAAGCCUUGGGCUGUGUUACUGACUUUGUUGACAAUGCCUGCCUACCAGUACUAGUAGAUAUUAGAGUGCUGUGUGUUAUUAUGUUAUGAUGUGUUUGAAAAGCUACCGGGAAUUAUAAAUAUAUCUUAUAUUUUGCAGGAAUUUGGCAUGGCAUUGUGAAAUAACGAAUAUACUCAGAAGUAAUCCAUGUAUUAAUUGUCGUUCAUACUUUUCUGUAAUGACUUCCUGAAUGGUAUCACAGGAAUAAGGUUAACAUCGUUGGAUGUACAAUGUGUCUCUUGGACAACGGUACACAUGGAAAUAAACAGGCUACCAACUAUGAGGCCAAUAAAUGGCAGAGUAGCAUACAAUAGUGCCAAUUGUAAUUCUGCCUGUGCGUUGUAUCGUAAUAAGUAAUAAUAAAGAUAAAGAUAAUAAAAGCA
Branchiostoma belcheri (Belcher's lancelet) is the source of this 2650-nucleotide messenger RNA. RefSeq names its product probable E3 ubiquitin-protein ligase MID2. The record is from RefSeq and is a predicted model, not a curated record. Lineage: Eukaryota; Metazoa; Chordata; Leptocardii; Amphioxiformes; Branchiostomatidae. Gene Ontology annotation, molecular function: zinc ion binding. Bases 230 to 1861 code for a protein of 543 amino acids. The transcript is spliced from 12 exons.